Molecule: messenger RNA, 805 nt
Organism: Juglans microcarpa x Juglans regia
Lineage: Eukaryota; Viridiplantae; Streptophyta; Magnoliopsida; Fagales; Juglandaceae
Product: 10 kDa chaperonin-like
Exons: 3
Coding region: 184-477 (97 amino acids)
Cellular component (GO): mitochondrial matrix
Molecular function (GO): protein folding chaperone; ATP binding; protein-folding chaperone binding
Source: RefSeq, a predicted model, not a curated record
AAGAUGCAGAAUUUCUCGCGGAUAGGGUUUCCAAGUACUUUCAUGUGUUGAGUGAUAAACCCUUCCUAAACCCUAGAUUUUAAGCAAAAGCCAAAAAGACCGCAGACCUCAGAGAAGAGGCCUGGCUCUCGAGUCUCUCCGACUCUCCCUCUCUAUCGUUUUUUGGUUUCCUUUUUACUUUCGAUGGCGAAGCGUUUGAUCCCACUACUGAAUCGCGUUUUGGUCGAGAAAAUCGUCCCCCCGUCCAAGACCCAUGCCGGCAUUUUGCUUCCCGAGAAAGCUACCAAGCUUAACUCUGGAAAAGUUGUGGCUGUGGGUGCUGGGACUCAUGAUAAAGAGGGGAAAUUGAUACCUGUCAGUGUAAAAGAAGGAGAUACUGUCCUCUUGCCUGAAUAUGGAGGAACUCAAGUGAAGCUUGGUGACAAAGAGUAUCAUCUGUAUCGGGAUGAUGAUAUAUUGGGAACGCUGCAUGAUUGAGGGGUAACAUGGACUGUGAUACUUUGAAAUAGUUCAGGAGACAUCGUAGAUCCCAGUCAUUUGCUUGCAAGUAGUAGUUCUACCAACAACUCAAAAAAAAUGUAGUUCGACGGUUCUGCCUUGUGCUGCAAUUGAGCAGGUCCAUUCUGUUUUUGGCUUUUUCAUCGGAUGAAAGUAACAUGUACUUUGCCGUUAUCUUAGAAAUGAUAUCCAUGAAAAUAAAUCAGCAUUUUUUGCUUUAAGUUGCUGUUACAAAAUAUUGCCAUUUGGUCCUAUAUCUUAAUUGUGCAAUUAUGAGGAUGCUUUGAAGUGCAUGCCUCCUUUUUUC